AUGACACCAUCUCUGGAACAUGUUUUUACUAUGCGGCUAUACACGUCGCCCGAAAAGGCCCUUGUGAUUCCAGAAACCAAAGGCAACAACCAUCGCAUCAUAGCCUUCCUGACGCAUGGCAACAUUAAAGGCAGUGGCUUUGAUGCAGAGCUUCAACCUGGAGGUGCUGACUGGAUAUUGAGAGACCCAGAAACAAAUACGGGACAUCUUGAUGUUCGAGUACAGUUCCGCACUGAAGAAGGGCAAGGUCUUUACAUACACUUCCAGGGUGUCCUGCAAAUCGACGACAAGUGGAUGGAAGUCUUUACUCGAGGGCCAAAGGCUAGGACACUUGAUUUCGGCGAAAACUACUGGCUAAGCGCACCUAUCUUGGAAACUAGUCAUCCUGAUUUCAAAUGGGUGGAGAGAUCUGAGUUCGUGGGUGAACUUCGAUGGCUGGUAAACGAGGAUGGGUCUAUCGCGGUGGAGAAUGCUAUAUACAAGGUUAAUCCAAGUGGUGGGUAA
Molecule: messenger RNA, 504 nt
Organism: Fusarium venenatum
Lineage: Eukaryota; Fungi; Ascomycota; Sordariomycetes; Hypocreales; Nectriaceae
Source: RefSeq, a predicted model, not a curated record